UUACAUAUUUUUUGUAUCUUUAAGUUGUACUAAAUGUUUCUUUAUAAGUGAAUUAACGUAGGAUAGUCUGCGGUUUAUUAUAAUUGUUUUGUUUUUAACAGAGAUCAAUUCAGAUUUCAGACACCAGUUGGUAAAACAAAGUUGCAACGUCGACUGCUAAGUUCAGUUUCUCACUUUCUGUUUCAUCCUUUUAUAAUAUAUAAUAUCGUCGUCAAUUAGCAAUAACAUUUAACCACAAUUUACUCUAUAGUCAGCUUCAAAAUGGAAACAAGAUUUAAUGGUACUACUUAAACUGAAGUUGUCUAGGCCUGUAACUUAGUAUUUACUUAUGAUUUUAUUUUUAGUCUCGGUCUCGGAUAUAAGAAUAAGUAGAAAAUGUAUAUAAAAAUUUUAAGAUUAAAUGUAAUGUGAAAGAUAGGUAUAGAAUUUUUAAAUAUUUCUUAAUUACAAAAAAAUGAAGAAAGCAUCUAUUGGACCUUUGACAACUAUGAAGUGGUACUUUGGGUUUAAAGGUAAAAAUCGCAAACCUUUUGCCUCAGAAGUCUUACAUUCUCAUAUUAUUCAGCGCCAGUUUCCACCUUGGACUUCCUACUUUGUUAAAUACAGUUGUGUCAUAAAUGACCAGUUUGGACUGUCACAUUUCAACUGGAAUGUGAAUGGAGUCAACUAUCAUGUAUUACGAACUGGUUGUUUCCCUUACAUUAAAUACCACUGCAGUAAAAGAGGCAUUGAAGAUUUACAGUUUGAGGAUGCAAUGUUUAGGUUUUUAAAGAUUCUGAAUUUAGGAAUCCCUACACUGGCUUAUGGUUUAGCGGCUACUAUACUCAUCAGUUGCUCUGAAGAAGUCUUGACAUCCCGAGGCCCAGUCAAGCUAUAUUUCUUAUAUAAAGAAAGCAGUGGUGCGAGGUUCUGACUAGAAUGUGUCUCCAAUUUCAUAUUGACUAGAUAGUUGUAGAUGUUACUUGAGGACAUGCAUACUGUUAGUUGAAUUGUAUAAAUCAUAUGGAAAAUAAAAUUAUGUUAAAAUUA
Limulus polyphemus (Atlantic horseshoe crab) is the source of this 1029-nucleotide messenger RNA. RefSeq lists its product as uncharacterized. The transcript has 2 exons. Lineage: Eukaryota; Metazoa; Arthropoda; Merostomata; Xiphosura; Limulidae. The coding region runs from base 455 to 913 and encodes 152 amino acids. The record is from RefSeq and is a predicted model, not a curated record.